This is a messenger RNA of Branchiostoma floridae (Florida lancelet), 2380 nucleotides long. RefSeq names its product dimethylaniline monooxygenase [N-oxide-forming] 2-like. The transcript has 11 exons. The record is from RefSeq and is a predicted model, not a curated record. Bases 279 to 1868 code for a protein of 529 amino acids. NCBI's taxonomy places the organism in Eukaryota, Metazoa, Chordata, Leptocardii, Amphioxiformes, Branchiostomatidae. Gene Ontology annotation, molecular function: NADP binding; N,N-dimethylaniline monooxygenase activity; flavin adenine dinucleotide binding.
GCCCAGCGGAACACGCACACGCACACUCACGCCAAGGACACUGUGGUUGUGGAAAGUAAUUCUUCCUGGCUGCUGUGACCUUCGAUGUCCUAUCCAGUCAAGACUCACUGGGCGCUCCCAUUCCCAGAACUGAGCCUUACAUACACACAUUGUCUGAGCACUGGGAAGCGCAGUCCACGUACUCCACGUACACUACAGGAGUACGCAAAACUACCAGUAGAGUGCCAUCGACAGUUCAAGAGUUUCAUUGUGUGGAAAGGUUACCAACUGAAUCAGCCAUGGGUUUUAAGAAAGUGGCAAUCAUAGGAGCCGGGGUGAGCGGACUCACGUCAAUCAAGGCUUGUCUGGAGGAGGGGCUUCAGCCUGUGUGUUUCGAGCAACAUGAUGAUCUCGGCGGCGUAUGGCACUACUCCGACGACGUCAGGCCCAACCAGGGCGCCGCCAUGUACCGCUCUCUCAUCACCAACUCCAGCAAAGAAAUGAUGUCAUUCAGCGACUUCCCCUUCCCUAAGGACACGCCCCCCUACCUGCCGUACCACCGUGUGUACACAUAUCUGCAGGACUACGCUCAGCACUUCGACCUGAAGAAACACAUCCGAUUCGGCACACAGGUCAGUCACAUAGAGAAGACAGAAGACUUUGAUGAGACAGGCCGGUGGGAGGUCCGUACCGUACAGACGGGGCACAGCGAUGCGGAACAGAAAGACAUCUUUGAAGCCAUCAUGGUGUGUAACGGCGUGUUCGCCCGGCCGUACGUUCCAGACGUGCCAGGUCUGUCGGGCUUCUCAGGCGUCACCAUGCACAGUCAGGAGUACCGGACUGCUCAACAGUUCAGAGGGAAGAAGGUGGUUGUUGUAGGGGCCGGAAACUCUGCAGGCGACGUGGCGGCGGAGAUCGCUCAGGUGGCGUCACAGGUGUACCUGAGUCUGAGGGACGGUGCCUGGGUGCUCCCCCGGCUGGCUCAGGCCGGGAUGCCGCGGGACAUGAUGCUGCGCCGGGUACUCAUGAGCAUGCCCGAGUUCAUCGUCAACAAAAUCAUUAAGGGCGAGGCGAACGCCAGAGUGUGCCAUGACAACUACGGGCUGACGUGUCCGGCCGAACCGCUCAAACAUUCCGUCAUGGCCAAUGAUGAAAUAGGCUACAGACUGGCCACUGGGCAGGUCAUCACGAAGCCCCAGCUCUCCCGGUUCACCCAGCACACCGCUCGGUUCGAGGACGGCAGUACAGUGGACGGACUGGACGCUGUGGUGUUCGCCACUGGCUUCAGUCUGGCGUUUAACUUCAGUGACAAGUCCAUUCUUCCUGAUAACACGGAGGACCUGAACCUGUACAAGUUGGUGUUCCCCGCGGAGCUGACAAAACCCACCCUGUCCGUGAUCGGCUGCCUGUCUACCAUAGGGGCCCAUCCUCCUAUCUACGAACUGCAGGCUCGCUGGGCCGUCAGGGUGUUCUUGGGCCUGAAUAAGCUUCCCGACAAGGAGACCAUGCUGGAGCGGGCCCGCUCCGACAAGCUGGAGCUGAAGCAGCGGUUCGGCUACGUCAAACUUCAGAUGAUGAACGUGCCGUACCGGGAUGACAUUGCCGAAGAGAUCGGAGUGAAACCAUCGUUUUGGAAGCUCCUUCCUCGGGACCCGAAACUAGCUUUCCUCUGCUACUUCGGCCCCGCUUUCUCUGUCCAGUACCGCCUGCUGGGGCCACACCCCUGGUCAGGAGCAGCUGACCACGCCAAGUCAGCCCUGGCCAACACCCUGUACCCCUUCAGGUCACCUGCUCUGGACAAGGAACAGUCCUUCCUUUCAUUGGCCAAAAUCGUAAAGUUUAUCGUGUUGUUCGGAAUGCUGCUGGUGGCGCUAUAUUGUUUGUUGUAAUAUGACUCUACAUCAAAUCUCUUCCUCAGGAAUGCUGUAUUUUGGGAAUGUUUGUCACACAGUGCUUCCUUGAUUCUCACUGAUAUAAAUUUCAAAGCGAUUAAUGUGGUUAUUUUAAAUUAAGUCUAUUUAUCAUAAUUUUGUAACAAUCUGUUAAGCCUUAAAAUUCUAAAAGAUGUAGUACCAGGUUGGUGUUUCAUAUAGUUUUCCGCCUCGUCGGUAAGUUUAAUGUUAACAAAUGUUUACAGCUACACGGUAAAACUAAUUAGUAGCAAAUGAAUAUGAUUAGGGUAUGAACGUAGAAAAUUUCAUCAUAGAAUGCCAUAGAGAUCCCAGGAAAAAGUGUAAAUGUUGUCUGUAGCUUUGUAUAGUCUCAAAUAUAGUGAGAUGUGAGAAUGACUGGCACUGCCUACAUAGACAUGGCAGAAGUUAAGCUCCGUCACACCGGUGGAUUGAUAACCGGUCCAUAGAUAGAAACGUCUCCCAAUAAAAUAAAGACAUGUCAAACUGUU